Messenger RNA from Cyprinus carpio (common carp), 1932 nucleotides. Its product is annotated as transmembrane ascorbate-dependent reductase CYB561-like. Gene Ontology annotation, cellular component: lysosomal membrane. Lineage: Eukaryota; Metazoa; Chordata; Actinopteri; Cypriniformes; Cyprinidae. The record is from RefSeq and is a predicted model, not a curated record. Gene Ontology annotation, molecular function: oxidoreductase activity.
CAGAAUCUGCCCGUCAACUUCCAAGUGCGUCAAGAAGUGCGUGCGCUCCAAUAUAAGUUGAUAUGUGAAAUAUCAGGCAGUCUCGUGAGUCGCGCGUCUACAGCACGAGAAGCUUCGAGUAAACUGUAUAGAGAGAAUAUCAGAUGCAAUUUGAUAUUAGGUCACAAAACCCCUCCAAACAAUAAGGAUCUUGUGAUUCUUGUCCAAAACACUCAAUCAUAAAAGCACGCCCUUUUCUCUGGCUGUCUGGAGACGUGGCGCAGGAAAUGGAGGGUAUGCCGUUGAGCAUGGGCAGCCUGCGGACGCUGCCGUGGUACGUGGCGGGCUCUCAGGUGCUGGGGGUGGCAUGUGUGGUGAUCACAGGCGUGUGGAUGGGACAUUACCGAGGAGGCUACGCCUGGGAUGGCUCAGCACAGUUUAACAACCACCCUCUCUGUAUGGUCCUCGGCCUGGUCUUCCUCUAUGGAGAUGCUGUUCUGGUUUAUCGUGUCUUUAGAAACGAGACUAAGCGUUCAGUGAAAAUUCUCCACGCUCUGCUGCAUAUGAUGGCUCUUGUCAUCAGUAUUGUGGGUCUGGUGGCUGUAUUUGACUUCCAUUCAUCAGCUAAGAUCUCUCAUAUGUAUUCUCUGCACAGUUGGUGUGGCAUGCUCACUUUUGUGCUAUUUGUCCUACAGUGGUUACUGGGACUGGGAUUUUUCCUUUUCCCAUGGGCCUCUGCUCAGUUAAGGAGCUGGUAUCUUCCACUGCACGUCUUCUUUGGCCUGUUGCUGCUGGCCAUGUCUGUGGGAUCCUGUCUGCUGGGAAUCACAGAGAAAUUGCUCUUCAGUAUCAUGGAAUCUUACAUCAUGUUUACUGGUGAGGGGGUCCUGGCGAACACUUUAGGCUUGUUGCUGGUGUGCUUUGGGGUCGUGGUGGGUUACGUGGUGACGAGAGAAGAUUUUCGGCGACCACCAAAUCCCGAGGAGGAGGCUCUCUCCGUGCACUUUAAGACCCUGUCAGAAGGAGAAAUCCCCAGUUCUCCUUAAUGUCUUAAUACACUCCAAAACUGCCUUUCUGAACUUCCCGCCUUUCUGCCUUCCUACUCAUGUCCUAGCAAACCUGUCAGCCAGUUCCUCCCUUUGCAGUCUCCCCCAUCCUUAACAUUAAAGUUACUCAGUAACAGUUCUUACCAAGUUAUGACAGGAUUAAAAUGUAGGCUUGUAGGCUACAGUAAAAAUGAUGUUAUUUUUAUUAUUGGAGUAAUUAAAUGUUUUAUAUAUAUAUAUAUAUUUUUUUUUUGUUUGUUUGUUUUUGUUUUAAAGUAAUUUCUAAUUGUGCCAAACCAAAUUAACCUGAAAAAAAAAACAAGAGAUGUAAGUUGUAUAUACUGUGUCUGUAAAUGUAUUAGAUUCAGGAUGUAAUUUCUUGUGCCUUAACAUUUAUUUGUACCAGACUGUACUAAAAAACUGAAAUACUCUAUAAUGACAAUUAUUAUUAUUGUUUAGAAUCAGAGGGCACACCACUACAUCAGCAAAUGUUUAUUAUCAGUAAAUGUUUAGAACUUUCCCUUGCAGGAUUUCCAACAUUUGUUUUAUGUUACAGACUAAACGUAUCAUUUUAUGCCGCGUUUAUAUGACAAUAUAUUACAGCCCUGCCUGCAUAAAUGGCUGAAAAACACUUGAAAAAAUGUUGGAUUGUUAAGAGCAAAAUCUCUAAUAUCCAAGAUCUGCAAAGAAAUGAUAAUAACAAAAAAUCUCAUUUAUAUUAUUCAAAUGAAAAAAAUGUCUUUUUGUUAUCUUGCUGGUUAUUAAAAUCAGCUUGAAGAGGAGAGAUACUGACUGUUUUACACUGUUUUGUGUGUGUAUGAUGUAAACAUUCUGUCUUUCCAUCUGAAAGAGUGUGUUCAAAUGAUCUGUAGGUGCCUUUGUACUGUAUUUUUGUGUUGGCAUGUUU